AUGACUCCAGAAGCAAUACUUAGAAACUCUGAGAGAAGGGAGAGAAGGUCUCGAUUUAGCUUAAAAAGGCUUGCAAGGGUUAUUAGGAAGGUUGGUAGUAAAGUAUCUGCAUCCCUAUCAAACACAGCGGAUAUUCUUAUGUGCAGGAUGAGCACCCCUGUGAGUUCUGAUUCUGAUGAGGAGAGUAUCAUCAGGGUACGCAUGAUUCCUGCGAGUCCAGUAACAAAUGUACUUAUUAAUUCACAUAUAGAAGAAUCCAUUGUACAUAAUCAGGAGAAGGAUAAUUCAACCACUGAGUGCAGCACAGAAGGUUCUAAAAAGUGCUCCAGUGAGGAUCAUGCACCAGGAGAUUUAAAUGUAUCAGAAAGUAUUCCAGCAGGAGUAUCCAUGAACAGCAGUAAAUCAUCCUGUAUAAGUGAAAUAAUCCAGGCGGGUGAUAACCCUAAAUUACAUUCAUUACAGGACGAGUGUACAUUUUGCACAGACUCCACAGAUCCAAUUAAUACUUCACUGAGUAUAUCAGAAGGUCUUUAUAAAGAGACUUCUUCUAUAAGAUCAAUUAUACCAUCCAGUGUACAUAAGACUAAUCAUACGAUUAUUUCAUGUGUAGAGGAGUUUAUUGAGCAAUUAUACAGGAUAGUUAUACAUUCCAGUCCAAUGAGGGAUUCUUCUUAUUUACCUGUUCUUAUGCUAUUCUAUUUAAAGCAGCGUAAGUACACUAUCCCCAGUGAUUUAAUAGCAGCAGAAGAACUAUUCCAUGUGGUUAGUGCUGAUUCAAGCACAGCCACAUCAGAGGAUUUACCUGAUGAAGUAGUUGAGUAUUUGAUUGCAGAGGGUUUAGAGCCCACUGUGUGCAUUAAUUAUUGGAUGGCGUACAGGUGUACAUUAGAGCAAGUUUACAGCAAGUUUUACAGGAGUCUUCUUACAGCCGUACUGGCUCCUAAUAAGACGCACACUCGGACAGAGAGUACACUUUUAUUCUACAGGGAAGUAUUAUUCUGUGUAAGGGACCUUAUAUCAUACAGUUUAGCAGACAUGCAAGAAGAAGUACACACAAACACAGAUUUCACUGAGGAAACUCUCUUCACUAAUUUACUAGAGACACUCAGUCAGUCAAAGCGUGUACGGGAAUUCUUCAUGCACAGGAGAGUCACAAGCCAAUCAAAUAACAAGCCAUCCGUAUGUGACAAAGGACCAGUAGAGGCAAGUGAU
Messenger RNA from Nematocida parisii ERTm1, 1212 nucleotides. RefSeq lists its product as uncharacterized. The annotation marks the transcript as partial. The transcript has a single exon. Lineage: Eukaryota; Fungi; Microsporidia. The record is from RefSeq and is a predicted model, not a curated record.